GUUAAUUAAAACACGGAAGUGUUUUGUUUUCGACUUACAGUUGGGUGACAGAUGUAUUUUAACCAUAUUUUUUAAACAAUCAAAAAGGUAACCACUGUGAGUCCCGAGUUUUUCGUCAUGGUGGAGCCCACAGCAUCUGGUGUGUUCUGUAACAGAAUGCUGAGCAUGGUUAACUCUGAGGAUGUGAACGCUAUCAUCCAGGCUCAGAGACAUAUGCUUGAUCGCUUUGAAAAAACCAACGAAAUGCUGAUCAACUUUAAUGGACUGUCAAAUGUGCGACUGCAACAGAUGAAUGAGCGGUUUCUGCUUCACACCCGCACGCUGGUUGAGAUGAAGAAAGAUCUGGAUAGCAUCUUUAGAAGGAUUAGGACAUUAAAAGGGAAGAUUGCAAAACAGUACCCACAGGCUUUUAGCAAUAUCCACGAGUCACCCAUCUUGGAGGACGAUGAUGAUGAAUUUGACCCAAUUCCUCCAAGUGUUGCCACAACCACCACAACAGCCACUUCAGAGCAGAGCACAGAGUCGUGUGACACAAGUCCUGAUGUGAUCUCACCUACUGUCAGUAGAUGCUCUGAAGAUCUCUCGCAAGAGCCAUCAGACACACCCACCUCUGAUGUCUUAGAGAUAGCUGUCUUGCAGGAUGAGGGUCCUGACUCUGUACCUGCAGAGUAGAGUGAACAGCUUGCAAAUGGAUAAAUAUCUGUUACUUGAAACUAAGCUUCAUCCUAAAACUCAACAGCAGUAAAUGUUGUAUGUAUGAGUAAAUGUUGGUCUCUGUAAUAUUUUCUGUUUUAGUGAUCUGUUUGUUAAAGGUCACAGCCUUGAUCUCAGAGAAUAUUGCAUUUUUGUUGGCAUGCUUAUUUUUUCUAUGCCUGCUUAGCUCCUAAAUAAUGCCAAAAAAUACUUGAAGUUGUGUACAGUUUUUUAAUGCAGAUAUAUCAAAGUAAGAAUCCUAAUUAUGUGUUUGCAAGCAUAUUUAUUUCUUGUCAUUAUUUGGAAAGAUGCACACCUGACUGAAGAAAGAAUUUUCUCACCAUGAUUACAUAAUAAAAAUGCACAAAACUUCAUGUUCUCAACCCAAAUAAUAACAGCUGAGUGUGUGAACAUUUGCAACACCUGUUGUCUCACUUUUAACAGUUUAGUAUAUUUAUGUUCACUAGUAGGCCCUUGUUAACUGUCUCCCUCCCUUAUAGCUAAUUAAAGGUGUUUUUCUGUGUAAAGGAAA
Melanotaenia boesemani (Boeseman's rainbowfish) is the source of this 1225-nucleotide messenger RNA. It is a transcript of the gene kxd1, whose product is annotated as KxDL motif containing 1. The transcript is spliced from 5 exons. Gene Ontology annotation, biological process: lysosome localization. The coding region runs from base 118 to 672 and encodes 184 amino acids. Gene Ontology annotation, cellular component: BORC complex. NCBI's taxonomy places the organism in Eukaryota, Metazoa, Chordata, Actinopteri, Atheriniformes, Melanotaeniidae. The record is from RefSeq and is a predicted model, not a curated record.